AUGUUCGGAAUCAUCAGACAAUCCGCUCUCCACCCGCCUGCCGCGCCACAAGCUGUUCGGUGCUUCAGCGCCUCCGCUAUCCAGCUCAAGAAGCGAGACCCUUCCCUCCCGGUCGCACCCAAGAACCCGGCCACACCCUACACCCUCUUCGUCAAGGAGUGGUUCCCCGCCAACAAGGCCCAACACAAUGGUCCUGAGGGCAAAUUCGACCUCAAGACCAUCUCAACCGCAAUGAGCAACGCAUGGUCCGCCCUCACCGCGAACGACAAGCAAACCUACUCGGACCGGGCCAGGGAUCUCAGAAAGACCUUUGACACCGAGUACAAGAAGUGGUACAACGAGCUGGACGCCGAGACGAUCAAGUCGAUUGAGGCGGCGACGGGGAAGAAGCUGGCACCUCCGGGUGGGAAGAAGGCCAAGCUGCAGGCGCAGAGGGAGAGGCCAGGGAACCCAGGGCAACCCCUUACGGCGUUCUUUGAGUUCAUGCGGGAGUUCAGGCAAAGCAAUUCGGAUGGCAAGGCGGGGAGUGCGGUGGCGAAGGAGGCUGGGGAGGCAUGGCGGCAGAUGAGCGAGGACGACAAGCAGAAAUACCGGGAUACCGCCGCCGAGAAGAAGGCCAAAUACCUCGAAUGGCAGAAGACUCUUCAACAGUAA
This is a messenger RNA of Dioszegia hungarica, 654 nucleotides long. RefSeq lists its product as uncharacterized. The transcript is spliced from 3 exons. Lineage: Eukaryota; Fungi; Basidiomycota; Tremellomycetes; Tremellales; Bulleribasidiaceae. The coding region runs from base 1 to 654 and encodes 217 amino acids. The record is from RefSeq and is a predicted model, not a curated record.